Molecule: messenger RNA, 393 nt
Organism: Zygotorulaspora mrakii
Lineage: Eukaryota; Fungi; Ascomycota; Saccharomycetes; Saccharomycetales; Saccharomycetaceae
Gene: MRP49
Product: mitochondrial 54S ribosomal protein mL61
Exons: 1
Coding region: 1-393 (130 amino acids)
Cellular component (GO): mitochondrion
Molecular function (GO): structural constituent of ribosome
Source: RefSeq, a predicted model, not a curated record
AUGUCUAGCGUUAAAAAACAAUUGGAAUUUUUGAAUAAGAUUAGCUAUAACACUAAAAAGGCUCAGAUUUUCGUUAAUUCUGAGAAAGUAACUGGACUCAAAUUGUUAUUCCAAUGGCAAAACCAUGACGGGCACAUGGGUGCACGUAAAUUUUGGCAUGAAUAUUUGCCUACCUUACAGUAUUACAAUCCAGCUCUAAAAAUUGAUUUAUUGAGAUUAAAGAACGACAAGAGAGACGUCGAGGUCCCAUGCAAGAUUGAGAUUCUAGGUAGAGAAUCUAAGAUUUUGGAUACUAUAAACAUGCAAUACAAGAAGGACAAUGAGAUAAUGGAUGACCUUUUAUUGAAACUUGAUCAUGAAGUAGUACCACAGGAUCAGUUGGUGAAGGUAUGA